Messenger RNA from Yamadazyma jaroonii, 1140 nucleotides. The record is from the annotation of a GenBank genome assembly. Lineage: Eukaryota; Fungi; Ascomycota; Pichiomycetes; Serinales; Debaryomycetaceae.
AUGAGUGUUGAUACUAUUAAACAAGUACAAGAUAUUAAAAUGACUAAUCCAUAUAAAGUUUUACAACCAUUCAAAAUUGCCAUCAUUGGUUCCGGUAAUUGGGGAACUGCAGUUGCAAAAAUAAUCUCCGAAAAUACCAGAGAAAAGACUGAAUUAUUCGAACCAAAAGUCAAUAUGUGGGUAUUUGAAGAAGACAUUGAUGGUGAAAAAUUAACUAACAUCAUAAAUACUAAACACGAAAAUGUUAAAUAUUUACCAGGAAUCAAAUUACCUGAAAAUUUAAUUGCCAACCCAGAUUUAGUCUCAACUGUUGAAGAUGCUGAUUUGUUGGUUUUCAAUAUUCCACAUCAAUUUUUACCAAGAGUUUGUAAACAAUUGGUUGGUAAAGUUAAACCUAACGUCAGAGCCAUUUCAUGUUUGAAAGGUUUAGAAGUUGAUUCUAAUGGAUGUAAAUUAUUAUCCACUUCUAUUACUGAUACUUUAGGUAUAUAUUGUGGUGUUUUAUCAGGAGCUAACAUUGCUAAUGAAGUUGCUAAAGAAAAUUGGUCAGAAACUUCAAUUGCUUAUAACAUCCCUGAAGAUUUCAGAGGUCAAGGUAAAGAUAUCGAUGAAUAUAUCUUAAAACAAUUAUUCCACAGAUCAUACUUCCAUGUCAGAGUUAUAAAUGAUGUUAUUGGUGCUUCCAUUGCUGGUGCACUUAAAAAUGUUGUUGCUAUUGCUGCUGGAUGGGUUGAACACCUUUGGGGUGAUAAUGCCAAAGCUGCCAUCAUGAGAAUCGGUAUCAAGGAAACCAUAAAAUUUGCAUCAUACUACGAAAAAUUCGGUAUCAAAUCUAACUUACCUCCUCAAUCAGCUACUUUUACCGAAGAAUCUUGUGGUGUUGCUGAUUUAAUCACCACUUGUUCAGGUGGUAGAAAUGUCAAGGUCGCCAAAUAUAUGGUCGAAAAAAAUGUUGAUGCCUGGGAAGCUGAAAAAGCCUUAUUAAAUGGUCAAUCAUCUCAAGGUAUCUUGACCGCUAAAGAAGUUCACGAAUUAUUGGAAAAUUAUCAAUUACAAUCAGAAUUCCCAUUAUUCGAAGCUACUUAUAACGUCAUUUAUGAAAAGGCUGAUGUCCGUGAAUUUCCUCAUUUCUUAGAAUAA